Dimorphilus gyrociliatus is the source of this 1765-nucleotide messenger RNA. NCBI's taxonomy places the organism in Eukaryota, Metazoa, Annelida, Polychaeta, Dinophilidae. The record is from the annotation of a GenBank genome assembly.
AUCGAAUACUGUUCGGUCGAAUAGGAAUAUAGUCCACGUUCGCUGUUCAGUAUUUUUGGAUUUUUUCUCGUUUAUUGAAAAUUAAUUGACUUGAAAUCUAAUAUCUUUAAUAAUUAAGAUAAUGGAUGUUACAGAAGUUUUUAAUAAUGCGGAGCAAACACCGAAUCGAGCUCUGCCUGGAAACUCUCAUCAAGGUGAAAAACGUCCGGCAGGGGAUGAACCAGAUGUUGUGCCUCGCAAAAUAUCAGCGGAGGAGCAUAAAAGACGACUAUUAGAAUUAGUUGAACAAGCAGAGGAUGUACCAGAUAGCAUAGAUGAAACUGGAUUAAAGAGAAUGAUACUCUCUUUUGAAAAGAGGGUUAACAAAAAUCAGGAACUUCGUAUCAAAUAUUCCAACCAGCCUACAAAAUUUGUCGACUCUGAAGUCGACUUGCACGCAGCUAUACAGGAACUUCACGUUAUCGCUACGCAGCCUAAUCUUUACGGAAUCCUUGUUCAAUUUAAAGCCCAUUCCACCUUGUUACAAUUACUCCUUCACUCGAAUACGGAUAUUGCUGUUGCGGUUGUUGAUUUACUUCAAGAAUUGACCGAUAUUGACGAAGACAAUCAAGAGGACAGCGGUAUCGAUUCCCUAAUUGAUGCCUUAAUGGAUGAACAACUGCCAUUGACGUUAGUGCAGAAUAUGGAUAGAAUGGAUGAAUCAAUUAAAGAAGAAGCAUCCGCGAUACAUAAUAGCCUUGGAAUAAUUGAAAAUAUCAUUGACGUUCAACCCGAAUUAACGGUUACGAUUGCCAAACAAGGUAUACUUGCAUGGAUACUUAAACGACUAAAACUCAAAGCUUUCGAAGCCAAUAAGCUGUACUGUAGUGAAAUUUUAUCCAUUCUACUACAAAAUCAAACAGAAGUACAAAAGAUGCUCGGAGAAGCGGAUGGUAUAGACAUUCUUCUACAACAGUUAGCUACGUAUAAACGAAAUGAGCCAUCUUCAAACGAAGAAAUUGAGUAUAUGGAAAAUAUUUUCAAUUGCGUCUGCUCUAUUUUGAGCCUAAACGAGAAUAGAGUACGUUUUGUUAAGGGAGAAGGAAUACAACUAAUGAUUUUGAUGUUGAAAGAAAAACACGCCUCCAGAAACUGCGCUAUAAAAGUUCUAAAUCAUGCCUGCAGUGGAGAUGACGGUGGUCCCUGUUGUUCGAAGCUAAUUGAAUCUCUAGGACUAAGAGCAAUAUUUCCACUGUUUAUGAGAACUCCUAAACGUCAUAAAAAAGCCGGUCCAAAUCAAGAGGAAUUAGAAGAGCAUAUUAUAAGUAUCGUCACAUCUCUAGUUAGACACAGUGAAGGAGCUCAACGUCAGCGUUUAAUGACCAAGUUUUCUGAAAACAAUCACGAAAAGAUCGAAAGAUUGCUCGAAUUACAUUUUAAAUAUUUGGAACGAGUUGAGGUUGUUAAUAAGAAAGUGGAAAAAGAAAGAGAGCAGCUUCUAAAAUACGGUGAAGUUGACGAAGAAAAUGAAGAAGAAUUUUAUAUGCAGCGAUUGGAAGCUGGUUUGUUUUGUCUCCAAAUGGUUGAUUAUACUCUAGUUGAGGUAUCCCAAGCUGGUCAAGAUGUAAAAAAUCGAAUAUUUGAAAUUCUCCGAAUGCGUGGAGCCUCUUCAAAAGUAAUCAAGACUGUCGUUCGAGAAUACGCCGAUAAUAUUGGAGAUGCAAUGGAUGAGGAUGACAGACGACAUGAACAGGAGCGGAUUUUGCAAUUGGUUGAUGAAUUCUAA